This is a messenger RNA of Caenorhabditis elegans, 1906 nucleotides long. RefSeq names its product Fibrinogen C-terminal domain-containing protein (gene ensh-1). The coding region runs from base 144 to 1535 and encodes 463 amino acids. The record is from RefSeq and is marked reviewed. The transcript has 8 exons. Lineage: Eukaryota; Metazoa; Nematoda; Chromadorea; Rhabditida; Rhabditidae.
UAGCGCGGGACAUUGUUCUUUUGAGAAAGAGCGCAAUUUGAUUGUCUUUUUCUGGCUCCAUUCCUUGUUUUGUUGUCAAGAAAAUAAUGAGAUGCCCAUUUACUUGGAGGAGCUAUUAUCUUCCCUCCGUCACGGACCUGGUAAUGAUGCAGGACACCAAGGACGAGCACCUUACCUCGUUUGCGGAAAACCCAACGAAAAGUGUUGAGAGAGAUGCUCUUGUAGAGCCCCAGUUUACCCGCCCGGAACAGGUUGAGAAGACUCACGUGGAAGAAGCCAAAUGGCCAUGGGGAAAAGGAAAGAAAAAUGAAAAAAUGCCUCGUUUCCUUGUCACCAUUCUCCUCAUUUGUCUUCUUGUAGCUGCACUACUUAUUGCUCUCAUUGCUAUUGUCUGGGCUCUGAACAGCAACUCCGCUUCUGUCCGUGAACCUGAGAUUGUCUAUACUAUCCCUUCCAGGGAUAAUCAGAAAGACAAUGUUGUGCACGCACGGAGUAACAUUCCCAAAACACUCAAAAAAUCAUUAGACUUGUUGGAGGAAGAUACAACCACCAUAACAACUACAACUUCGCAAACACCGGAUGACUAUGACACCACUGAGCCUUUUGUUGAGGAGGAGGAAUACCAUCUUGAAGAAGCUACAGAACAUCACGAAAUUGCUACAAUCGAGGCCACAACUCCUGAACCCUCAGAAAUUGCAACUAAAAAGCCGAUUAUUUAUUAUUCUCCACCAACUACCCCGAAAACGACAACCUCGACUGGCUAUUUGCAGUUCUACGAUUCAAUCGAUGGAGAUGCAUCUGACAACUGCCUUGAGCGCCUUGCACUUGGAAGCCCUUCUGGAGUUUACUCAAUUCAAAGUGUUGAGAAAUUUCAAGCUUUCUGCGAUAUGGACACCACCACCGGAGGAUGGACUGUCAUUCAGAGACGCGUUGACGGCGAUGGCAGUUUCCACCGAGGAACUAUGAAAAAGUUCGUUGAAGGGUUCGGAAAUCUCCAAGGAAGUCAUUGGCUUGGUCUUGAAAAACUUCACAAUUUGGCCCCAAUCGGAGCGACUCCUGCUAUUCUUCGCAUUGAAAUUCAAGGUGAAACCUGUGAUUUGACUUGCUCUAAGAGAUUUGCGAAUACGUGGGUUGGAGAAUGGAAAGUCAACUUUGGAAAGAAACAAGACGGUUACAAAAUUCAAAUCACUGAAGAAGGAGUAGGUAAUCUUACUUACAAUGGGGUCGAUCCGUUCUUUGGUGCAAAUGGUAGAAGGUUCAGUACAAAUGACAAUGAUCAAGACGAGAAUACGUUUAUGAAUUGUGCUCAGUUCAGAAUGGUUGGACCAUGGUGGCACCCAAAAUCCUGCUCAGAUGUUGGGCUCAACGGAUAUUUCCAGACGACAUCUGAAAAGUACGACGUCAAAGAUAGAAACCAAAACGCGAAACGCUAUUUCGUAUGGGCCUUCGACAAGCAAAUUUACAAUGGGUAUCCGUACACAAUCCAUGUCAGAAAGUCUACCAUGCUCCUGAAAACUGGUGAUCCUCAACGCUAAAUUUUAUAUAUACUCUCUCAUACAAUUAAUUCAUCCAACUAAUAACAUGUCAAAUAACAUUGACAUUAAGAGCUACUUUACAAUCCCAAAUCUCAGGGAACUUUCCCACUUGCUUCAUAUUAGCACGCUUAGCUUCCCACACACUUUCUCUCUCCAAUUGACAGUUUGUAUUCUCCCCUCAUCACAGACCAAAACUUUGUUUCGAAACGAGUAACUCUGAAAUCUCUAUCGACAGUUUUAAUAUUUUCUCAAUUUUUCUUCAUUAUUUUUUCACUUCUUUUUAUGAUUUAGCAACUUUAUUUUGUAUCCGUUUUCUUUUGGUUUAUGAAUCUAAUUUUGAAGAUAUGUCAUUAAAUAUAAGUCAGCCGAUA